Molecule: messenger RNA, 1107 nt
Organism: Diabrotica balteata
Lineage: Eukaryota; Metazoa; Arthropoda; Insecta; Coleoptera; Chrysomelidae
Source: the annotation of a GenBank genome assembly
ACUAGUAAUAGUUUUACCUUUUGAUAGACUCCGGAAAAACUCUAUCAUGUUGAAAUUUGUCAUAUCCUUAGCCCUUAUUUCAACCGUUUUGGCCCAAGGCUACCAAGGUGAUCCAAGAACCGCUGCAAUUUUGGCGGAAGAUAGGUACCUUCAAGCGGACGGUCGUUUUGGAGCUCAAUAUCAACAAGAAGAUGGCGUUAACUUUAAAGAAGUGAGCUCACCAGACGGUACACGUCAAGGUUCCUACUCUUACGUAGAUCCCAACGGUCAGAGGCACACUGUUACUUACACGGCUGGAAAAGAUGGUUUUAUGGCAACAGGAGAUGGCAUUCCUCAACCAAUUCCAACAGUAUUGCCAGUAGCUCCAACACCUGCUUACCAACCUUUACCGCAAUACAACCCUCCGGAGUAUUCUAGACCACAAUCUCAGUAUCAGCCACAACCACAAUCACAAUAUAGGCCACAGCCCCAAUACCAACCAGAACCACAGUAUAGACCACAACCUCAACCACAAUAUCAACCUCAACCACAAUAUCAGCCACAACCCCAAUAUCAGCCACAACCCCAAUACCAACCUCAACCCCAACCCCAACCUCAAUACAGACCUCAACCACAAUAUAACCCUACUACACCACCUCCACACAGAUUUUAUCCCCCUGGUAAAUUAUCUUUAAACAGGUCACCUGAUGGUUUCCAAUUUAGCUUCAAAAAAGCUUAAGUAGGUAUGAGUGAUUUAAAUGAAGGAAGAAUGAAAAUAGGAACACUAUUUUAAAUUAAAUUUAUUAUGCUUAUACUUGCAAUAUAGUUUGUAUUUCAAAUGUGCUAAUAAUAUUUACUAUAUUGUGGGGAAGAUUUUUAUUCUACCUUCUUUGUGUGUGCAUUUUUGUGGAAUGGCUGUGUUGUAUAGAGACGACUUAUAUAGUAAACUAAUAAAGAAUUUUAUAAAGUGGUAUAUUAUAUAAGAUACAAUGAGAUUUUUUGUUGAUAUAAAUUUUUUACUCAAUAUACAAUAUUUGUGCUGUACCUAUUUAUUAUUUUUUAAAUUUAAAAAAACUUUGUACUAAGGUGUAACAGACUGAUGAGUACUUAAUAAAUAUAAACAAUUUU